GUUGGACAAUAGUUGAUACUAAACGGUCCCAUUUGGUGAUUCAUGAGGAUCAUUGACCACAAACUUGUUUUCGCUCCUUUAUUUCUGAUUCCUGUGUCGCUGAAUUAGCAUCUCUGUUUGCAUUGCACAUUGGUAAUAUUCAUGUCCAGCUAUGUUUAUGAUACGUAUUCUCUUAGUACUUAGUAUUUUCUCUAAUUUAUGUGAGUGCCAAAUCAAUUCGGGAUAUAGGCCCAAUCGACUCUCUCACGAAGUUCUCAAGGGACCAUAUCAUUUUCCACGAUUAGAACCAUUAGCAAAGCCUUCUCCUACAGAAUCAGAAGAUUACUCUGAUGUCAGACUCCUUAAGCUGAUAGAUUCAGUGAAUAAACGGACACAUAACCACGUAGAUGAACACAAGCAUGAAUCAACGAUUCCUAAAAUAAUUCCACCAUUUCCUGGACCACAGGUUAACAAUAACUUCAGCACUACACCCCAGGGUUUCUACUAUAUGGGCCAAUCUAGAGAAACAACUGCCAAGAGCCAGAAAGAUAAUCUAUCAGAACCUGAAAUAGCACCAUUCACUAGUGCGAUCACAAGCUCGCCUUCGUUCAAUGGAAGAGUACAAUUUCCUAUAACAACCAAUCAUGGUCUACAACCAGAGACGAUACCACCCUUGAAAUCAUCAUUUGUUGCACUUGGAGAUAAUGAAAGUUUCAACGCCUCUCCAAAGUCUCAACUGUCACAGAGAUUCGUAGAAACAACUCCUAAUAAUCGAAUGGAUGAUAUUUUUGACUCUCCGGUCCAAAAUACUCAAAUGGAAGAAGGUUUCAGAGGGAUACCGUCAAAAAAUCAGGAAAUUUUUUUUCCUGAAUCUGAAGGAGCUUCUCAUCCACAAAUCAUCACACCGGAACCUCUGUUGAUCGAUGAAUUUGGAGAAACAGGAACCAGAAACCGAAAAGAUGACAUUUCAGAGUCAAACCUUUCAAAGACUCUUAGUUCAACAACAGAAUUGACAGUGCCCAAUAGACCAACAUUUUCUGGAAUAUCUGGAGGUGGUUCUCACCCAAAGAUCAUCAAACCUGGCAAACCGUGGCCAGCUAGACCAGAAGAUUACGCAGGGCAUACCUCUUCUCCCAAGACUCCUCAGUUGGUAGACAGAUUCGAAGGAACAACUGCUGGGAAUCGAGAAGACUUUAUUCCAGAUUCUAGCACAUCAAAAACUCCCAGUUCAACCACGAAAUCGCCAAUAUCCAAUAGACCAUCAUUUUCUGGAAUUUCUGGAGGUGGUCCUCACGCACAGAUCAUCAAGCCUGGUAGACCGUGGCCAGCUAGACCAGAAGAUUACGCAGGGUAUACCUCUUCUCCCAAGACUCCUCAGUUGGUAGACAGAUUCGAAGGAACAACUGCUGGGAAUCGAGAAGACUUUAUUCCAGAUUCUAGCACAUCAAAAACUCCCAGUUCAACCACGAAAUCGCCAAUAUCCAAUAGACCAUCAUUUUCUGGAAUUUCUGGAGGUGGUCCUCACGCACAGAUCAUCAAGCCUGGUAGACCGUGGCCAGCUAGACCAGAAGAUUACGCAGGGUAUACCUCUUCUCUCAAGAAUCCUCAGUUGGUAGACAGAUUCGAAGGAACAACUGUUGGGAAUCUUGAAGACCUCAUUUCAGAUUCAAGGACAUCAAAAACUCCUAGUUCAACCACAAAGUUACCAAUAUCCAAUAGACCAUCAUUUUCUGGAAUUUCUGGAGGUGGUCCUCACGCACAGAUCAUCAAGCCUGGUAGACCGUGGCCAGCAAGACCAGAAGAUUACGCAGGGUAUACCUCUUCUCCCAAGAAUCCUCAGUUGGUAGACAGAUUCGAAGGAACAACUGCUGGGAACCGAGAAGACUUCAUUCAAGAUUGGAGCUCAUCAAGAACUUCUAGUUCAACCACAAAGGUACCAAUACCCAAUAGACCAUCAUUUUCUGGAAUUUCUGGAGGUGGUCCUCACCCACAGAUCAUCAAGCCUGGCAAACCGUGGCCAGCUAGACCAGAAGAUUACGCAGGGUAUACCUCUUCUCCCAAGAAUCCUCAGUUGGUAGACAGAUUCGAAGGAACAACUGCUGGGAACCGAGAAGACUUCAUUCAAGAUUGGAGCUCAUCAAGAACUUCUAGUUCAACCACAAAGGUACCAAUACCCAAUAGACCAUCAUUUUCUGGAAUUUCUGGAGGUGGUCCUCACCCACAGAUCAUCAAGCCUGGCAAACCGUGGCCAGUUAGACCAGAAGAUUACGCAGGGUAUACCUCUCCUCCCAAGAAUCCUCAGUUGGUAGACAGAUUCGAAGGAACAACUGCUGGGAAUCUAGAAGAUCUCAUUCCAGAUUCAAGCACAUCAAGAACUUCUAGUUCAACCACAAAGGUACCAAUACCCAAUAGACCAUCAUUUUCUGGAAUUUCUGGAGGUGGUCCUCACCCACAGAUCAUCAAGCCUGGCAAACCGUGGCCAGCUAGACCAGAAGAUUACGCAGGGUAUACCUCUCCUCCCAAGGAUCCUCAGUUGGUAGACAGAUUCGAAGGAACAACUGCUGGGAAUCUAGAAGAUCUCAUUCCAGAUUCAAGCACAUCAAGAACUUCUAGUUCAACCACAAAGGUACCAAUACCCAAUAGACCAUCAUUUUCUGGAAUUUCUGGAGGUGGGCCUUACCCACAGAUCAUCAAGCCUGGCAAACCGUGGCCAGCUAGACCAGAAGAUUACGCAGGGCAUACCUCUUCUCCGAAGACUCCUCAGUUGGUAGGCAGAUUCGAAGAAACAACUGCUGGGAAUCGGGAAGACUUUAUUCCAGAUUCUAGCACAUCAAAAACUCCUAGUUCAACCACGGAAUCGCCAAUAUCCAAUAGACCAUCAUUUUCUGGGAUUUCUGGAGGUGGUCCGCACCCUCAGAUCAUCAAACCUGGCAAACCGUGGCCAGCUAGACCAGAGGAUUACGCAGGGUAUACCUCUCCUCCCAAGAAUCCUCAGUUGGUAGACAGAUUCGAAGGAACAACUGCUGGGAAUCUAGAAGACCUCAUUUCAGAUUCGAGGACAUCAAAAACUCCUAGUUCAACCACAAAGUUACCAAUAUCCAAUAGACCAUCAUUUUCUGGAAUUUCUGGAGGUGGUCCUCUACCACAGAUCAUCAAACCUGGCAAACCGUGGCCAGCUAGACCAGAAGAUUACGCAGGGUAUACCUCUCCUUCCAAGAAUCCUCAGUUGAUAGACAGAUUCGGAGGGACAACUGUUGGGAAUCUAGAAGACCUCAUUUCAGAUUCAAGGACAUCAAAAAUUCCUAGUUCAACCACAAAGUUACCAAUAUCCAAUAGACCAUCAUUUUCUGGAAUUUCUGGAGGUGGUCCUCACCCACAGAUCAUCAAGCCUGGCAAACCGUGGCCAGCUAGACCAGAAGAUUACGCAGGGUAUACCUCUUUUUUCCAGAAUCCUCAGUUGGUAGAAAGAUCCGAAGGAACAGCUGCUGGGAAUCGGGAUGACUUCCUUCCAGAUCCGAAAACAUCGAAAACUCCUAGUUCAACCACAAAGUUACCAAUAUCCAAUAGACCAUCAUUUUCUGGAAUUUCUGGAGGUGCUCCUCACCCACAGAUCAUCAAACCUGGCGAACCGUGGCCAUCAGCUAGACCAAAAGAUUACGCAGGGCAUUCCUCUUCUUUCCAGAAUCCUCAGAUCAUCAAACCUGGUGAACCGUGGCCAGCUAGACCAGAAGAUUACACAUGGAAUACCUCUUCACCCCAGACUCUUCAGUUGGUAGACAGAUUCGAAGGAACAGCUGCUGGGAAACUAGAAGACUCCAUUUCAGAUACAAGCACUCCUAGUGGUCCUCACGCACAGAUCAUCAAACCUGACGAACCGUGGCCAGCUAGACCAGAAGAUUACGAAGGGUAUACCUCUUCUUUCCAGAAUCUUCAUUUGUUAGACAGAUUUGAAGGAACAACUGCUGGGAAUCGAGAAGACUUCAUUCCAGACUCUAGCACAUCAAAAACUCCUAGUUCAACCACAAAAUUGCCAUUGCCCAAUAGACUAUCUUUUUCUGGAAUAUCUGAAGGUUUCAGUUCUUCUGAUCAAUUCACUCAGUUGGUAGACAUAUUCGAAACAACAGCAGCUGUGAAUAAAGAAGACCAUAUUCCAGAAUCAAACACCUCAAAAACUUCUAGUCUACACACUACUAAGUUGGUGAAGAGACUGGACGAAACUACUCAUUCGAAUCAAGAUUAUUCUGAUACAUCAGAAAAGAAGGUUAACUUGAACAGGAACUCACACAGGAUCCAGCACAUAUGUCUAGAAUCCUACUCAUUUAGAUAUGAUUUAAAGGAACAACAACAACUUGAAAUCAAGAAGACGAAGCACAUAUCAGAUGAGUUCAUUCUACUGAGCAAAUUAUUCGGAUUUAUACAGUAA
Messenger RNA from Phaedon cochleariae (mustard beetle), 4402 nucleotides. NCBI's taxonomy places the organism in Eukaryota, Metazoa, Arthropoda, Insecta, Coleoptera, Chrysomelidae. The record is from the annotation of a GenBank genome assembly.